Molecule: messenger RNA, 987 nt
Organism: Myripristis murdjan (pinecone soldierfish)
Lineage: Eukaryota; Metazoa; Chordata; Actinopteri; Holocentriformes; Holocentridae
Gene: rxfp3.3a1
Product: relaxin family peptide receptor 3.3a1
Exons: 1
Coding region: 1-987 (328 amino acids)
Biological process (GO): calcium-mediated signaling; G protein-coupled receptor signaling pathway; positive regulation of cytosolic calcium ion concentration
Cellular component (GO): external side of plasma membrane; membrane
Molecular function (GO): C-C chemokine receptor activity; C-C chemokine binding
Source: RefSeq, a predicted model, not a curated record
AUGAAUAAAGGGAAUGACAGCAGCUGGUUGAACAGGUCCUUGGCCGAGCCGGACCGCUUCAGCAACCUGGAGGAUAUCGACGUGACAGCGGAUGGGAGCCCGGUCCUCCGAUUCCUCAUUUGUCUUGUUUACUCUGUAGUUUGCGCAGCGGGAUUGGUGGGUAACUUAUUAGUCCUUUUCUUUAUCAGAGUCAAACAAGAGAGGAAGAAGUCCAGAAUUAACUUUUUCGUGCUCAACUUGGCAGUGACGGACUUCCAGUUCGUGUUGACCCUGCCCUUCUGGGCUGUGGACACCGCGUUGGACUUCAGCUGGCCGUUUGGAGACGCCAUGUGCAAAAUCAUCCUCUCGGUCACCGUGAUGAACAUGUAUGCCAGUGUGUUUUUUCUCACUGCAAUGAGUGUGACCCGCUACUGGUCCGUCUACUCCGCUCUGAAGAACAGAAGCACACAGAAUGUCUGCUCCGCCAAAUGGGUGUGCGCCCUGAUUUGGGCACUGGCGACGGUGGCGACGACACCAACUUCUAUUUUCUCCACCGUCUCCAACGUAACGGGAGAAAAACUCUGUCUGUUGAGAUUCCCGGGUGGACAAUACUGGCUGGCAGUUUACCACAUCCAGAAAAUACUCGUUGCUUUUGUGUUACCUAUGUUCAUCGUCUCCUUCAACUACAUCAUGCUGCUGCGAUUGAUUCGCAAUCGGAGUAUGAAAACGAGAAACCCCAAACGGAGAUCCCAAGUCACAAAAUCUGUCACCAUCGUCGUGCUGACCUUCUUCCUCUGCUGGAUGCCAAACCAUGCCAUCACCUUUUGGAGUGUGUUGGUUAAGCUGAAUGCUGCGAACUGGGACAGAGCAUAUUACAUAGUCCACACCUAUGUGUUCCCUGUGACCGUGUGCCUUGCGCACACCAACAGCUGCUUAAACCCGAUCAUCUACUGCCUCAUGAGAAAAGAGUUCAGAAACAAGCUGAGGGGGAUGUUAUGUCGGGAAUAG